UUUUUUUUUAGUGCCACAAAGGUCCACAUAACUGCUUGUUCCUGUUCACAGUGAAAAUGGCUUAACCAGAUGAAUGAAGGGUAGAGAACGCGCAACAGAAAUCAGAGAAUUUUAAACCAAGCUUAUUUCCAAGUGCAGUUAAGCCGAAACAAAGCCCAGGCCUGCCUGCCGGCCUCCAGGUUCUCCUGCCUCGGCGAAGAUAUUCUCUCUGUUUCCUCCGCGCCUGCAGCCAGCUCCCCGUCCCCUUCCCAAACUGUGGCUGAUUUAUCUAAGACUUAGGCUGCUUCACAGUAUUUUGAAAACAAACUAGAAACCUCCUUCCAGUUUUCCAGAGGUGACUAAAUCCAAGAAGCCUUAGGAAUGUAAAGGACAGGACAACGUAAACAACGGUUCUGAGACACUGUGUCUGGCAGCAGUAUGGAAAGUUACUUCUUUCCCUUUUUUGUCCACCAGCAAAGAUGGAAGCUGGAUUUGGUCCAUUGCAUAAAGUGCAGUGACCGGUGCAUAAAUUUGCUAUUCGAUCUUGGAAAAACUCUAAGGAUCUAGAGUUAGCCGAGGGGUUGCAGCAAUGCUGGUGUUUCAAAGGGCCUAGAAAAGCCAAAAGUCCGGGCUAACCAGCCAUGGUGCCCUGUCUCACGGGCUGCAGGUUUGCCUCCGUUAGCACAGCAGGCGAAACUUUCCCUUGCUCAGAGUCGACAUGACAUGAUUUGUUCCCUUUUGGCUGUGUCAGUUCUGCAAACCAGAUACCAGAGUCUGCAAGCUCAGGAGAGCCUGCCUUUCUGGAACACCAUUUGUUUGGACAGGACAGGCCACUAAGGCGUUUUCAUCUCUUUAAAGCUCCCAGGGCAGAGAGCAUAUUUGAGGAAUUCCUUUUUUCAAAGAUUUUUUUUUUUUUUUUUGCCCCUUCCAACAUUUUGUUUAAGAGAAAAUGAGAUGUCUAUCUUCUGUUUCCUUAUUUUUUUUCAGGAAAGCAAAGGGUUGUUGACUUCCUCCCUCUCCCCUCCCUUCCUUCCUUCUUCCCGAAGGUACUCAUCUGAGAAAAAGAGAACGAAGUAUUGUUCCUGUUCUCUUUCUUAAGUCAUUUGAAACACUGUCCCUGCGAGUUCUUUAAGUUCCCUGUAAUCUGUACACAAGAGAAAGAGGGAGAGAGUGAGGGAGAGAGACACAGAGAGCAGGGAUCAGGUAAAGGAUUGAGGCUGCUGCAGCCAUUCAGACCUCAGGAGCUGCAGAUUAUUGAGCAUCUACUUUGAGCCAGGCAUGAUGCUGGGGACUUGAGAUACAGCGGAAAAUUGCCAAGGAUGCAGAAGGAAAUGAAGAUGAUCAAAGAUGAGGAUAUGCAUUUCAACCUGGGUGUGAAGAGGACCCCCUCCUUUCCCCACUGCCUGCAGCCAGGGGCUUCCCGAGGGAAAGCCCCCCCAAGACACCCCUUCCCAGAAGCUCUCCGGGGACCCUUUUCCCAGUUCCGGUAUGAACCUCCUCCAGGAGAUCUAGACGGAUUCCCCGGGGUCUUCGAGGGAGGUGGGUCUCGGAAACGGAAGAGCAUGCCCACGAAGAUGCCCUACAGCCACCCUGCAGGAGAAGCCACUGCCGCCCUCCACUCCGAGGAGAGCAAAACCCACGGCCUCCCCAACCUGCCUUUGCUGUUCCCGCAGCCCCCGCGCCCCAAGUACGACUCUCAGAUGAUCGACCUGUGCAACGUGGGCUUCCAGUUCUACCGCAGCCUGGAGCACCUGGGGGGCAGGCCCGUCAAGCAGGAGCCCAUUAAGCCCAGCGCCGUGUGGCCGCAGCCGACACCCGCUCCGUUCCUGCCCACGCCCUUCCCCUGCUACCCCAAAGUCCACCCGGGCCUCGUGUUCCCCUUGUUCGUGCCCUCGGCCUCGCCCUUCCCCUUCAGCCGGCACACCUUCCUGCCCAAGCAGGCCCCGGAGCCUCUGCUGCCCCGCAAAGCCGAGCCCCAGGAGAGCGAGGAGACCAAGCAGAAGGUGGAGAGGGUGGACGUCAACGUCCAGAUCGACGACAGCUACUACGUGGACGUGGGCGGCGCGCAGAAGCGCUGGCAGUGCCCCACCUGCGAGAAGUCCUACACCUCCAAGUACAACCUGGUGACGCACAUCCUGGGCCACAGCGGCAUCAAGCCGCACGCGUGCACCCGCUGCGGGAAGCUCUUCAAGCAGCUCAGCCACCUGCACACCCACAUGCUGACCCACCAGGGCACGCGGCCGCACAAAUGCCAGGUGUGCCACAAGGCCUUCACCCAGACCAGCCACCUGAAGCGCCACAUGAUGCAGCACAGCGAGGUGAAGCCGCACAACUGCCGCGUGUGCGGCCGGGGCUUCGCCUACCCCAGCGAGCUCAAGGCCCACGAGGCCAAGCACGCCAGCGGGCGGGAGAACAUCUGCGUGGAGUGCGGCCUCGACUUCCCCACCCUGGCCCAGCUCAAGAGGCACCUCACCACGCACCGCGGCCCCAUCCAGUACAACUGCUCCGAGUGCGACAAGUCCUUCCAGUACCCGAGCCAGCUGCAGAACCACAUGAUGAAGCACAAGGACAUCCGGCCCUACAUCUGCUCCGAGUGCGGCAUGGAGUUCGUGCAGCCCCACCACCUCAAGCAGCACUCCCUCACCCACAAGGGCGUAAAGGAGCACAAAUGUGGCAUCUGCGGGCGGGAGUUCACCCUGCUGGCCAACAUGAAGCGCCACGUGCUGAUCCACACCAACAUCCGUGCCUACCAGUGUCACCUCUGCUACAAGAGCUUCGUGCAGAAACAGACCCUCAAAGCGCACAUGAUUGUCCACUCGGAUGUGAAGCCUUUCAAAUGCAAGCUAUGUGGGAAGGAAUUCAACCGGAUGCACAACCUGAUGGGCCACAUGCACCUGCACUCAGACAGCAAACCCUUCAAGUGCCUCUACUGCCCCAGCAAAUUCACCCUGAAGGGGAACCUGACACGCCACAUGAAGGUCAAGCACGGUGUCAUGGAGCGGGGCCUUCAUUCCCAAGGUCUGGGAAGGGGGCGGAUCGCCCUGGCGCAGACGGCCGGUGUCCUGCGAAGUCUGGAGCAGGAGGAGCCCUUCGACCUGUCUCAGAAGCGCGGGGCCAAGGGGCCCUUGUUCCAGUCGGAUGGCGAGAGCGCCCGGGGCAGCCCCUGCCACGAGGACGACGACGAAGACAACUGCUACGAGGUGGAGCCCUACAGCCCUGGCCUGGGUCCCCACCGCCAGCAGCGCUGCGCGCCCAGGGAUCUGUCCGCCAAGCCUGAGCAGGCCCCAGGGGCGCAGGGGGCAGCCUGCAAGGAGGAGGAGGAGGAGGACGUGCCCAGAGAAGAGUGGGAGGAGGGGAGCAAGGGCGACAGUGGGGCAGAGGAGGGUUGCGCCCGCAGGGACGAGAGUCUCAGCCUCAGGGCUCUUCAGAGCACCCCGCGGGGCCCCUCUUUUUCUGAUUACUUAUACUUCAAGCACAGAGAUGGGAGUUUAAAAGAAUUACUGGAGAGGAAAAUGGAAAAACAAGCAGUGCUUUUAGGUAUCUAAGUGAACAGUUUUCAGAUUGCAUUUGGAAAAUGAGAGCUAGGCAGUUCAAGUACAGCUUUCUGCAUGAACUGUCAUUUGCUGGGGGCAGGCGGCUAGUGCCAGUCUUCACAAAUGGCUCAGACUAAAUGAGCAGGGACCGUCCCAGGCAAUGCAAAUGCUUCUCAGGUCGUUCACUGGGCCCUUGCUACUACUGCUAACACACGUGUGUCUUCUGCGGUGUGAUUUUAUGUAGUGUAAAGAACUGUGCAUAUUCUUCUAGAUAUCUCAUUGUAAGCUGAUGCUGAGGUGCUUUAGAAGUUCUAUUUUCCUUUGACUAAUAUGCUAUACAUGGUAAAUUUCUAGUUGCAAAAAAAUGGUGCUUGACGUGUUUUACCUUAUUAAUAACUAUUUAGUUGAAUUAGUGAAAGCUAUAAUAUUUUUCCUGAUAGAUGAAAAUAUUAGUAGUUGUAUAUACAAAAAUAGCUUUUUUUAAAUAACCAAAAAUACCAGAAAUGACCCAGGAGGAUGAGCUAUUAAAGAGGAUGUUUUCAAGUCGUUGCUGCAGUUAGAUAAAAUUUCAGGACAAGAUGAAUAAUUUUGACUACUCGAAAACCAGCCAUACUUAGAUUCCACCUGGAAUACUUAGAUUCUCUUGUUCUGCUUCAGCUACCUUCGUGGGGUGAGGCAUUUGGAAUGUAUUUUCAGAUGCCUCGGCAGUGCUCAGGGGCCCUGGCUCCCCAGACCACCCCCAUGUCCCAAGCAGAGCUCCCCCCUUGAGACCAUGGCCACCUGGCUCUGAAGUCUCAUGUCCCGUAAGACAGCUGCAGGAAGUGUUGUCACCAGUGAGCAGGGCAUCACCCCUCAGUGCUGGAGCUAAGGGGGUGAUCUGGAGGAAUUCUCCCUGAAAUCUCAGCUCUGUCUAAUAGUAUUGGAAGAAUCAUCAGCUAAUCACUGGUAAGGAAGCCUCUGGGCUGUGUUCUCAGCGCUGACUGUACAUUACAAUCAUCUGGGGAAGCCUUUUAAAAAAUACCAAGGCCAGGGCCUCACUCCCUGAGAUCCUGAUGUAAUUGGUCUGGAGUGGAGCCCCAGGAGCCCUAGUUUCCACAUUGCCCCAGGUGAUUCUUAUGUGCAGCCAAGGCUGAGAAAGAUUGACUGGGCUAAAAUAGCACUCGCCCAUUCCUGUAGCUUCCAGGGCUCCUCCCAGGGACUCUGUAAAUAUUCCUGUUCCUGGCUUCAGACUUGUUAAGGUAGGAACAGGAGACCACACAAUCAUACUGCUGAUUUAGGCCUUCUAGCCUGUUCUGUAAGAGCCUCACAAGGGGAAACACACACACACACACACACACACACACACACACACACACACACACACACUGAAAAGAUAGACGCGUUUUACAGUAGAAGAUGAUGCCUGUGAUGUUUAUGGUCACCUCAUACGUUGAGAGAUGCAUGGCUGGCCUAUGGUGACUGAUUGUUUCCUCCCAGAUGCUGCACCUUGAUUCCAGUGAGCAAUGACAACUCAAAGAGUGUGUUGGUCCCUGCAAGAAGGCCUUAAUUAGCAAUGACCCUGAGAGAGCGACACUGACAAGGUGUUGCAUGUGUGACCGAGCAUGAGCAGUGACCCUUUGGUACUGUGUCUGGGUUUAUGUGAGAACUGCCUCUUUGUUGGUAGUUUCAUCUCCUAUUUGUAGAGCUAGGUACUGUUUGUUAUCUUGCUUCCUCUCCUUCCACACUUCUCAGUACAUUUCUUUAGAAAUGCAUCCCUCUCCAGCUGCUGGGUGCUGCCUUUUCUGUGGGCCUAGGUGCUCCCCUGCUGAUCUCAUCCUUCACUGUGUGCUUGUCAGUCCCUGGCCCAUUUCUCCCGUCACCUCGUCACCUCGCCUCAAGCUCUUUCCUUCAGCCUCACCGCUACCCCUAAGGGUUCCAGCUCCCAAGCCCUGAGGUCAGAGCACCUGCAAACAGGAUGGAGAAGAGAAGAUGUAGGUUUCUGCGGUUACAAGCAUGACUCUGGGCCAGGAGUUCCAAUUCCUUAGAAGGGCAAGUUCCCUUCCACUCACGAUUCAUUUGGCUCAUCAAUGCCUCUGCUGAAGGUGCCCUGGAGGCCUGCGGAGGAGCCUGGGAGGCCUCCAGCUCUCAGGGUCCAGCUACAUACCUAUUCAUACAGCAGCCGUGUGUUGAGGGCCUGCUGAGUGCUGGGCCUGACCACAGGUGUGCCAACUGCCAGCUGGGACCCAGUGUGCCCGGCUGGAAUAGGAACCAGGGAGAUCUAGAGUAGCAGGCUCUAGUCCUUUCCAGCCAAAACAAAUCACGGGAGAAUGUUUGAGGAAUCAGUUAAUGUUGAGAUGGAAAGAGUACAGUCUAGAAUGGUGGUUUUCCAACUGUGUUUUGAGGAGCCAGAGGUUGCCCUUAGGCCCCCGAAGGGCUGCUGAGGGGUGAGGGGAGAAACCCUCAGUGCCCCGUGCUCACUUCACUCAGAGUGGCUCAAAUUUCAUCUGUGUUGACUAUUAGCAUUCUAAGUCACAUUUUAUCCAUAGGGAAGAAAAUGUAAGUCUAGGAGAAGUAACAAGAAUUUAUUAUGGUGUGUAUUCCAAGGCCUGUUUUUAGUCUUUAACUCUGGGUAGGAGAGACUUAAUUAGAUCUAACCUGAUGGUUAAUAUAGCACUGACCUUCCAAGAACCAAGGCUAAAACCUUUGUUUUGUAUGUUGAGUGAUCAACAUCCUGGUUUGCCUGGGACAGAACUGGUUUAGACCUGUUGUCUCAAGGGUAAUUACUAAUAAUAUCAUCUUUAUUAUCAAAAGUAUCCCAGUUUGGGUGCGAAAUGGCAUGGAUACCCUAAGCAUGAGCACAGAGCUAAGGGAGGGGUUGGCCAACCUUGCUUAACAAGCUGAUUAACCAGAGGCAAGCCAGAAGGGGAGCCAUGGGGCCAUCUCAGAAAACUGAGGGAUCAAGCCUUCCAAGGUUACCAGCACACCAAGGCCAGGAUAGCAUGACACUCGUCACGUGUGACACUCUGAAAAUAGGUCACUACCAAAUGCUUUCCAGGCUUUUGACCAUCAUUACUUUGAACCAACCAAUGGACCAGCCAAGUGGCAUAUUUUUCUUUUAUCCUUUUUAUUCAUUCCUAUGAUUACCACUCUUGUUCCCUUUCAAUUCUGCUUUUAUUCUUUCUUUUCAAAAAUUUGACUCUGCGUUGGCCAUGAGACAGAGGCUGACCUUUCACAAACCCAUGAGAGUAACUGUUACGUUUGUAUAUGAGUAGUUGCAUGAGAAAGCUCAGUGUGCAUACUGUAUUUAUUAAGCCCUGAAGGCAUUUAAUAAAAUAUUAGCAUUGUGUUUUGAAUUAUGAUCUUUGUCUGCUUUUCUGGAACAAAAUGUAACAGAGCUAACAUUGAAAAUCCUUUGCAUAUUUGGACAACAUUACACCAAAUGUUGGUUUUGUACAGAACUCUGGCUUGCUAUUUAAAAACUAAAAUUCCAAGUAUACAGCAGCCCAAGUUGUGAAUAUUGCUUUCUGCUUUAGUGAAAAAGCAGUUUACCUGAAAAUAGCAUGUAACCUAUAUUUUGUUAAUUUAAACAAAUAAAGACAUGUUG
Microcebus murinus (gray mouse lemur) is the source of this 7095-nucleotide messenger RNA. Lineage: Eukaryota; Metazoa; Chordata; Mammalia; Primates; Cheirogaleidae. The record is from RefSeq and is a predicted model, not a curated record.